GGAAAGUGGUUUGUUUCUCUAUGGGUGCUGAAAAGCUAGUUGUAGUUGUAGGCGCAGGAUUGGCAGGUCUGGCGGCCGCUCGAGAAGUGCAAUCGCAUGGAGUAAGAGUGCUGGUUUUGGAAGCGUCGGGUGUUCUGGGCGGAAGGAUCAAGCAGCUCAAUGGGCUCGUGCCGUGGCCGGUUGAGCUUGGGCCCGAGUUUCUUCACGGAAAGCAAAACUCGUCCAUCGCCCAGAUAGUCAACGAGAUGGGCUGCACAAUGACAGAGUUCCCCUAUCAUAUCCUUGUCUCGUUUUCCUCUUGUUAUGUUUGCCUUGACAACUUGUCACCCGAUUUUUAUUAUGUUGGCAGUGAGAGUAGGCUCCUAACAUCCGAGGAGGCAGAGGACCAUUCUGAGAUUCAGACUGUGCAUGGCAUAUUUGCAGCACUCGCGGAAGAAACGCAUCCAUCGCCAGACAUAUGUAUGGACGAGUUUUUGCGGAGGAAUAAAGUGAGCAACACUGUCGUUCAGCUCGCCGAGUCUAUUUAUGCGAACGAUUUUGGCUGUUCGCUGCAUCAGCUCGGUGUUGGCGAGUGCAUCGAGGAGGCACGGCAGUGGAUUUACGGUGAUACUUACAUGCUCCUGGACAGGCCUCUUUCUUCAAUCGUGGAUCAUCUCUCCAAAGGAUUAAAUGUGCUGACAAGCCAUCCGGUUGAAGACAUCACGUAUUUUCCAACUGGUGAACUCGAAGUGAAAUGUAGAGGAGGUGCUAAAUUUCAAGCGCACUAUACAAUCGUGACCGUGCCAGUGAAAAUCCUGGAGGACGAGUCUAUUCGAUUCAAUCCACCGCUUCCAAAGAGUAAAGUGGAUGCAGCGUCCACCAUAGGAAUGUCAAGCGCUGUCAAGAUUCUUCUCGCUUUCUCGCAAAGAUUUUGGCCAGAGGAAAUGUUUGACGUCGUCUGCACCGAUUGCUUCGUGCCAGAGUUCUGGGCGACACAGUAUCCCUGCAAAUCCAGCCGCGACGAAGAAGCUCUCGGCAGUGUGCUGCUGGUCGGAUUCAUCGCAGGGGAAACAGCACGCCAGAUUUCCAAGCUUUCACACAGCGAGAUCUUCUCGAGAGCACUCUCUCAACUGGACGAGAUCUUCGCAAAGAUAAAACCAACCAAGAACGCAAAGCUCUCGAUUGAAACUUUCCAAGAGUCUGGCGGAUUCUACACUCGAGCAGCAGCGAAACCUUUCGAUCCGGAGCUCCAGCCAGCGUCAUUCUACUUCGCGGCAGCGUCUCUGGUGGAUUGGUCGCGCGAGGACUUCGUCCGUGGAGGAUACUCGCAUCCUUCUCUCAACGCUCGAGGUGCUCGCGAAGAACUCGCCAAGCCAGUCCAUGGAAGGCUCUUCUUCGCGGGCGAGGCUACUCAUCCUGGAGUGAAUCCUUGCAUGCAAGCAGCCAUCGACUCUGGAAUUCGCGCAGCUCGCGAAGUUCUUGGCUGUGUGAUCUAGAGAAUCGUUUUGGAAUCUCUUCAAGCUAUGUUAAUUUCCCUCCAAUAAAUCAAGCAAUCAGGGUUUUGGCUA
Selaginella moellendorffii is the source of this 1547-nucleotide messenger RNA. Its product is annotated as lysine-specific histone demethylase 1B. The coding region runs from base 21 to 1475 and encodes 484 amino acids. The transcript has 6 exons. The record is from RefSeq and is a predicted model, not a curated record. Gene Ontology annotation, molecular function: oxidoreductase activity. NCBI's taxonomy places the organism in Eukaryota, Viridiplantae, Streptophyta, Lycopodiopsida, Selaginellales, Selaginellaceae.